GUCACACUAUGUCAAUACAAAUCAAUAAUGAUGGCUGACGGUGAUAACAUGGAAUUUCAAAAUUUUAAGUAUUAAUUAAAAAAUGUUUAAACCUUUCUAACGAAAAUUUGGAAGUAGCACUGCAAUCAUAUUUAAACAGGUUUCUAGAAAGACGUAAUCCAUCUCGGGCUAUUAUUCCGGUUAAAAUCCAAUCUUUCAAAUUAUGGCUGCUAUUCUAAACAUAGGCAAAACCAGGAACCCAAAUUUCCUGUAGAAAAAUAGAAGAAGAGGUAGCAGUUUCAAAAAUAAAAGUGCAAAAAAAAGAAAAUUUAAACCGUAUAAGGAAUCAAUAUUAACGGGACUACCUCCAUUGAGGAGCAGCCGCAACUAGACGGUAACGGUGACCUAACCCCUAGCGAGGGUGCAGGUGCCGAUAUGGAGCAUGACUUGCCGGUGGACGACGAGCCGAUUUUGAUGCUCGAAUUUGUCGAUGAGGUCCAUCAUAAAUCGAUGUUGAAGAGUUUGAACAUGAUGCGUCGGAAUCGACACUUCUGUGACGUCAUCCUACACGUCGGAAAUACAGAAAUUCAUGCGCAUAGAGCCGUAUUGGCUAGCGCCUCUCCAUAUCUGUUCGAACUGUUUAAUACAGAUCAAGAGCAAAACCAACAGUCCAGGUUGGAAAAUGUGAUCACUUACAAGCUAAAUGGCGGCUUUGAUCCAAACGCUUUAGAAAUACUCACUGAUUACGCUUAUACUGCGAAGCUUAUUGUUAAAUAUUGCCAGGUUAAAGCAGUAUUCCUUGCCGCCAGCCUCCUAAAGAUGGAUCGCGUUGUGAAAAUAUGCGCCAAACAUUUAAUCAAACAUCUCUCAGUGGAUAACUGUGUUGAAAUCCGUUCUUUACCGGGUAUAGCGAAAAACAAGGAUUUCAUACAACAAAUCGAUAACUUUAUCUCAAAAAAUUUUUCUGAAAUUGUGAAAGGCAACAACCUACUCAAUAUUCACUGCGCCAAAAUCGAAGUUCUGAAUCAAUCAAAAGAAGAGAUGUCGUUUGUAAAUCCUAGUUCUCUAUGUCGAUUAGUGCUUGAAUGGAUUAAGAAACAAAUGGCUGAAGGGGCAAUGAGUAAAGAUAAUUUAGCCGAGAAAACUUUCAUGUUAUAUUUGGCUAUUGAUAAUAGUUUGCAAGAUUGUAUGACAUUACCUUCAGGUGACGUGAGCGAUACGGAAAUCGUACAGGACUAUAAAAAACUUUCCCUCAAAAAUCCUACAGGGAAUAAAGUAAACAAAAAGAAGUUUUUGGGUCAACCCUCAAAACCAAGGGUGUUGAUCUAUAAUCGGGAAAUUGGGGAAGAGUUGGAGAGUGAAAUCGAGCCAGAUUGGAACUUGAUCGCUUGUGAGAUUGUUGGAGAACAUAGUUUUUUGGCUCUGGUUACUUUGGCAGGCAAAUUAGCAAACUUAUCCAUACAGUUAAGGCUAAAUCCACCUCAAACGCCUUCACCCACUCAAACCCCCGCUGCUAGUCGAUCACAAAGCGAGGAAAAGCCUGAUUUAUACUGCGCACUGACCAAUAUGACGUCGCAAAGAUGCGCGCAUGGAUGCGCAAAUUAUAAUAACACUCUUAUUGUAUGUGGUGGUUACGACAGGGUCGAAUGUCUGCGCGCAUGCGAACAAUAUUUCCCCGAUUUAAAUUCGUGGAAAAACUUACCUGCUAUGAGAGAGAAUCGGGGUAGAUUUAAGAUCGCCGUUGUUGAUAAAAAGGUGUACGCGAUCGGUGGUAGUAACGGAACCACCGAACUGGAUUCCGUGGAGAUGCUCGAUAUGGAAAACAUCACUAACGGAAAAUGGGUCAAAAUGCCGCGCAUGUCCGUUGCGAGAAGCAACUUGGGCGUGACCGAGUUGAAUGGUCUAAUCCAUUGCGUGGGUGGAUGGAACGGACAAGUGGGAUUGAAACAAUGUGAUACUUUCAAUCCGGAAACACAGGAGUGGACUCCUAUGGCACCUCUAAAUACAGGUCGGUAUCAAGCUGGAGUAAGCGCCUUUAAAAAUUUGGUUUACGCCAUUGGCGGGUGUGACUCCUGGAAUUGCCUUGCAUCAGUUGAAGUUUACAAUCCUGAGGAUAAUACGUGGGAAGUUUCGAAACCCAUUAAUACAGCAAGGAGAGGUUGUGGUGUUGCUGUAUUCCAGGAUAAAUUAUACGUUGUUGGGGGUUCAGACGGUAGCCACUCCCUAAACACUACUGAAAUAUUUGAUGAAGAAACGCAAACGUGGAGUGUAGGGCCCAGCAUGACCACUGCCAGAGCAAAUGUCGAAUGUUGCGUGGUCAAUGAACGUUUAUACGCUGUUGGUGGAUUUUCAGGUAAAGCCUUUUUAAAUACCAUUGAAUACUUGGACCCGAAAUCAAACGAAUGGACCACCUUUGUUCCCAAAGGCACGUGCGAGGCCAUCGCCCGCCGAAAACCUCGCAGUCGCAAAAACUCGAGGAAGAGCAUCUCGGAAGAUACAAGGAAAACAUCGGUCACCUCACCAACGGAGAUUCUUGAAGCUCUCACUCUUGAAUCCACAGAGGAAGACAGCGACAGGAUAAUUAAAAAGUUAGUGUCGUAGUCGUAAGUCGACGGAGAUUUUUUUAAAGUUAAAUUGAUUAAGAUUAAGGAGAUUAUCAAUAACGAUUGUCGGUAUUAUAGUUUAAGGUUAGCUUUAGGUCUUAUAGUUGAAUGGACGUAUACAUUUUUGACAUAUGGAACUUUAUGAGAUUAUGUCCAGUUUAGAAGAAAUCAGAGAGUUACAGUCAUAGUGGUGCAAGUAAUUUUUUAUUAUUUUGAGAAUAAUGAGGUUUAUCAGAGAUAUUAGACAGUGACUUUUCUGAUAGACCGACAUUGUUGGCUAUAAAACUUUUAUCUGGCUGUAGAUGCCAGCCUGUCGGAAAGUUUGGUGUUUAUUUCAAUUUUCGCCGAUAUCUAACCGGUCUUUUUUUUUCUCUUGCUAUAUUUGAACAAAAUAAUACUGUGAGCUGCUCUUUGAAAUGCUUUUUUCCUACGCUUGUUUGGAAAAAUGCAAUAGUUUUAUUUAGUAAAUACACGAAAGAAAAGCUUACUUUUAUUGGGGCUAUAAAUGUCCCCGGGCGGAUAACCAAGCAACAAUGGUAGCAGACUGUCACAAAACUGAAGAAUGAGGUUCAUCAAUUCAAACUGUAGAACUAACCAUAUUUGGUAUCGUUUCAGUAAAAUCGCAUCACACUUUCAAAAAGUAAUAUUUUUUUUUACAUUUAUUUCAUAUUUCGCUGAUACAUUCGACGCAUAUGUACGUGCUGUGCUCAUCGCACAUUGGACGAAGGCAGGAAAGACAAAGGGACGUAGUUUUCUUCUUUCUUUUAGGACGUCUUUAUCUUCACUCACCAUCUACGGUUUCAGAUGAAGGGUCUUUUUUUUUAAUUUUGCUAAUAAUUCCUUCUGACUUUUAAUUUACCUAAUUUAUUAUCUUAUAUUAUUUUGGGAUUAAGCAACUGCUCAAAAUAUAUUGUAAAAAAAUCGAAAUACAUAGUCAUGUAUGUAUAAAUGCCUGUUUUGAUAAAUUAUUUCGAUAAUAUCGAUACAUCAAGAUAUUCUGCUAGUCUCAUGCAAAAUGAAGCAAACCUUGAGUUUCGAUUUUGGCCACUAUACUCCAGGAUGUGCUACUAAGUAGCCCUAUGUACCCUUAUGCCCUGCCCACCUCAAACCGAUAAAAUAGUUAUUUUUUAACAAUUUGGCAACAGUCAAUAGAACUGAUAAAACUGUUCACUAAUGAACUAACUUAAUAUGAAAACUCUUUAUAGUAACAAUGAUACAAAUCUGACUUUCACUGAAAACAAAACUUUUAUAUGGUAGAACUAGAUGCCCGGAACUAAUAAAAACAAGAUUUUCACUACUUUGUGUUUAACUCUAAAAUUUACUUCUGUCAAUAGUUUAGGAAAAGUAACUUAAGCCACUCUGACUAUAAACUCCUCAAAUAUCAGUUGAAUUUGAUAAUCUUUUCAUGACCAUUACAGUAACACGAUUUUUGUAGCUCUUUUCAAUAUAAUACUGGUAAACUAAUAUAUCAAGAAUUCUUCCUACUAAACACUUCAAUAGGUUUUAUAACCAUAAAAGAUUUAAAUUAAUUUUCUACAUUGAAACAUUAUUUGAUAAGCAAUUUGCAGAGCGCGAAACGGCAUUUAAGUAUAAUAUACAAGUCUUCUGGUAAAAAAGUAUUAAUUUAUAAUAUCUGAUAUUUUAUUAUUAUAUAUUUAUUAUAUAUAUUUACUCAUAAGUAUGUAGUUUGUAUGGAAAUUAAAUUGAUUAUACAGGGUGUCUCACGACGAAUAGAUGCGAUCGAUAUCUCGGAAACUAAUUUUACACAAGGGUUUUGAAAAUUUGGCAACAUGGCACAGUUGAUGGGGGCUACACAUCUAAAAUAUAUUGACAGUUGUGACGUUUCCGGUUAUACCGGAAGUAUGUGCCAACUUCGUUAUGUUAAAUGGAACACCCUGUAUAUUUUUACAUUUUUGGCUUCCACGUGAAAUUCUAGGUAUAUUUUGUGUAUAAUGUCCUACACCUAAGUGUAACCGUUUUUUACAUAUUUUUAAUUUCAUGUGAAAAACUAUGUUUAUAAGCCCUAACAUAAUUACCGAUUACUCCCUUUUAGUAGCCUUUAUUUAUUGGUUAGUUUUGGUUUUAUUUUAAAGGAAGGACCACUUUAAAAGGCUAUUUUAAUAUUUGGCUGAAAAAAAGAUACAGGGGGGUCAAAAACUAGCAAUAAAAAUUAAAAUGAAAAAAUCAUUAAAAGUUAAUUUUUUUAAAUGGAAUCCCCUAUUUUUAUUAUUUUUUUAUAAAGAUAAUUAAAAAUAAGGUUAACUUUGUAUAAGGUUAUCUAGUCCAAAAAUUGAUAGUUUCCGAAAUAUUGGCAGUUUAAAUUUGGCCUAAUAUUAAAACCCGUAUAGUAAACACGGCUUGGUUGAUUAGUUGGGCAUGACGGUUGUCACAGUAACCGCUAGAAGCGGCAGUAAGACAAUGGAUUAUAUGCAUUAAAUUUAUAGGUGACUUGCUAUUUAAGUGUUCUUCGUAAAAGUGUAAUUUAAUGUCUAAUUUAUUAAAAAGUGUACAUUUCUGUUAUAAUCCAUUAUCUUGUCAUGUCUUGUCAUGCCGCUUCUAGCAGUUACAAUGACAACCGUCAUGCCCAACUAAUCAACAAUCCUUGAGCCGUGUUUAUACGGGUUUUAAUAUUAGGCCAAAUUUAAACUGCCAAUAUUUCGGAAACUAUCAAUUUUUGGACUAGAUAACCGUUACAAAGUUAACCUUAUUUUUAAUUAUCUUUAUGAAAAAAAUAGGGGGUUUCCAUUUAAAAAUAUUUGACUUAAUGAUUUUUUCAUUUUAAUUUUUAAUGCUAGUUUUUGACCCCCCUGUAUCUUUUUUUUAGCCAAAUAUUAAAAUAGUCUUUUAAAGUGGUCCUUCCUUUAAAAUAAAACUAACCAAUAAAUAAAGGCUACUAAAAGGGAGUAAUCUUAUAAACAUAGUUUUUCACAUGAAAUUAAAAAUAUGUCAAAAACGGUUACACUUAGGUAUAGGACAUUAUACACAAAAUAUACCUAGAAUUUCACGUGGAAGCCAAAAAUGUAAAAAUAUACAGGGUGUUCCAUUUAAAAUAACGAAGUUGACACAUACUUCCGGUAUAACGUCACAAUUGUCAAAAUAUUUUAGUUGCGUAGCCCCCAUCGAAUGUGUCACGUUGCCAAAUUUUCAAAGUUUUUGAAAAAUUAGUUUCCGAGAUAUCGAUCGCGUCUAUUCGUCGUGAGACACCCUGUAUACUAUAAUUUAUAUACUCUAUGGUGUGUAAGUUCGGUAUUAUUUUUCAUGGCUUAAACUUGAACAGUUUGCUUGAUGAUUCACAGCUUUAAUUAAAAUCAGAUUAUGUAGCAUCACUAGUUAACUGAAAAAAUAUUUUUAUCCAACAUUUCUGUAGGCAGUUUUAAGUCUAUAUUUCAUAAAGUAUGGGAAAUUAACUUUCUUCAAAUUUUAAUCCAUUGGUCACAAGUGUGUAGUAAUUGCGUAAAGUAAUUGACGAGUCAAUUGCAUUUCUUUUGUACGACUCGGAAUAUUAUGGAUUUUUAAAAGUUCUUAGCGACUUAUAUUACUACCUUUUUAAAAAAUUUGAAUUAUAGGAUUUGUGAAACUGAAGAUAUCGCAUAAUAUUCACCUGGAAUAGCACCAUUCUUAAAUGCUCUCGGAUUUUUUAAUCUUAAUAAUCAUCAUUUAACUUGCAUCGAGCAUGAACGAAGGUUACCUUAGAUGUUAGUUAGAAGUUCUAGUUGCCGAUUUUCCUUUAGCAGGCACCAAAGAAUAAUUUCUAGAAUAUUGGCUUUUUGUUUUAAUUCUAGAGCUAAUUGAGUCGUUACUGGUUUUCACAAAUUUUCUUUUCUAUUUUUUAAAGAAAUAGUUUUGAGUGUAUUUUAAUCACUACACAAUUUCUAUUUACUAACUGUAAGCUAACGAAUACAAUAUGCCUGUUUUAAAUAUAUAAAAACUAUCUGCUCGCAUUAAAGUUGUUAUCACCAUACAAUUUUGCGUAAAGUUGUGUGGCCUUUUCUCUUAAAACCUGAAUUGCAUUUACCAAUAUACAGGAUUAUACAGUAACUACAGUAAACAACUAAAAUAUAGAUUUAUUUAUUUUCAAAGUAUAUAUUUCGUCCAAAUUACUGGUGAUAUAGAUUAUAGAAACUUCACUGUAUCUUUAAGACAAUUUGGUAUAUACAUUUGCAUUUUAAUGCAGUAUAUAUUUCUGUAUUUAACUGUUCAUUAUACAUUUUGCACAUCAACUAAGAUCCCUGAAAAAAUUAUACCGAACCAUAUAAAAUGAAUACCACACCUUAAGUUGAGAAAGACAAUAUUCUAUCCUAUUAUUGUUAAUCGUCAAAAGUUGUAGGUUAAAACGAAGAAAUUUGUAUGUAGCAUGUAUAUGUUUUACUUUUGACAGAUUUACUAAUCAGAAUGACUGUAAAAUACAGAUUAAUUAGUAUUUGGAAAACGUCUUUUUUGAAACUAUUAGGUAGAUAAUCUGGCAAAGAUAUAUAAAAUCUAUUUUGCUACUCGGUAAUUUUUAUCAAAAACUAAUUGUUAUACAGUGUUUUGUGUUUAUGAAUUAUCUGCGUAACUAUAAGCAGGGGAUUUUAGACAUUUAUUAUAAAUAGGAGACGUAACUUAGAUAAUGAAUUAUUGUCCCUAAUAUUAUUUAUAUCGUUUGUAUAAUCCCCUUUUUAGAACCUACAAAAUGAAAAUCUAUAUAAAUGAAUUAUGUAAUAGGGCAUAUAUUGAAACACUACUAUAAUGAAUUAUAUUAUAAGUUGUAGGAUAUAGGCUAGUUGCUACUUCAUAGUUUAUUUUAAUUUUGGCAUUUAGAAAAAUAUGGCAGGAUUUGUAUGGGAUCAAGUAUAAUACAUCACUGUGUUUUUUUUUUAAUUUCAGCUCAAUUAGUAGAUAUUAUGUUAUUUAUAAAUUUAAUAUUGUUUUAAAUAAAAUUGUUUGUUUCUUA
This is a messenger RNA of Anthonomus grandis grandis, 7515 nucleotides long. RefSeq names its product influenza virus NS1A-binding protein homolog. The transcript is spliced from 13 exons. The record is from RefSeq and is a predicted model, not a curated record. Lineage: Eukaryota; Metazoa; Arthropoda; Insecta; Coleoptera; Curculionidae. Bases 415 to 2580 code for a protein of 721 amino acids. Gene Ontology annotation, molecular function: protein binding.